AUGGGCCGCCCCAAGUUACUGCUUCCCUGGGGGCAGAGUACCGUGAUUGAGACGGUGCUGGCCGCCUGGAAAUCCAGCCAGGUCGAUCAUGUGGUGAUCGUCGUCGAUCAAGAGAAUGCCGAACUGGCCACUCUCGUUGCGAAGUACGAAUGCGAAGUGGUUCGGGCCGCCGCUCCGCCCGAUAUGAAAGCCUCCAUUCGCUGUGCGCUGAGUGAAAUCGUCCGUCGCUGGUCACCGCAACCGCGCGAUGUGUGGCUGCUCGCUCCGGCCGACUUCCCCACGCUCGACGCCCGCUGGAUCGACGCGUUGCUUGCGACGCACGAUCCGGCCAAUCCGCAUCCGUUGGUGCCGACCAGCGAGGGCCGCCGUGGCCAUCCCGUGCUGUUCCCCUGGCCGCUGGCUGCUGCGAUCGAUGAAUUGCCGGAUAAUGAGGGGGUGAAUCGCCUACUGGUGGAGCACCCACCGCGGGAAGUGGCGAUCGACGACGCCGGCAUGCUGGCCGAAAUGAACACCCCGGAGGAGUAUGACCGGCUGCGACAACGCUUCGACCACCACGCGAGUGAUGGUAAGCUUCUUCACAUUCGGUGGUGGAGCCUCGUAUCCGUCGUUUUAUUCACUCUCUUCAUCAGCGGCUGCGGAUCCGAUGCGUCUACAGAAGAUGACGACGCGAAAGCGAAAAAGGAAGAGAAAGAAAAGCGGGACAAGCCCGAUCUCGAGUAUCUCUCCCUGAGCACGCGGCCGACCGAUCAUGCGAUCACGGUGCCGCAGAUCAAGCCGGGCCAUUGGAUCGAAGCUUCGCAGCAGUUGAUUUCCAAUUACGAAGACUUUCAAGGCGAGUUGGAAGUCGAGCCUGUUCAGUUGCCUGGGGUUCCCUUCGCGUUGGGAACUUCUCGCGAUGUCGUGCUAGCCAAAUCCCAAAUCAAAUCGAUCCCGCUCACGGUCUUCGCGCCGGUUGGACCGAAGCGUCCCUCGUUCGAAUUCGUUCUAAGAGACAAAUCUUCGAACCACGCGCCUGUUCCCAGCAUCAAUCCGAUGAUUCGCCUGCCAGCGCAUCAGUUCUUUUUUACCGUGUUAACGCCCGAGCCGGCGCGGUUUCAGUUUCUUCGCGCUCUCGACAGUGUCGUCCCGCCGACCGGCAUGAUUCUUCCGCAAGGGGACGAAGCCCACUUUCGUGUGAUCACGCCGGCGAUCGACAAUAACCUGGCCCUGCCGUCCCAUCUGCUUACGUCGACCGCCGUGGCAUAUCUGCUGUGGGAUGAUAUCGACCCGGCGAGUUUAACGCCCGAUCAGAAGACCGCCCUUAUCGAUUGGAUUCACUGGGGCGGGCAACUCAUCAUUAACGGCCCCCAGACGCUCGAUCUGCUGCAAGGUAGUUUCUUAUCCGACUAUCUUCCCGCCGAGGGCGACGGAGUUGUCGAUCUUCCGGCCAAGCAGGUGAAUCAAGCUUUUAAUGAGAGUUGGAAGACGGGCAAGCUGGAAUUGAUGUCACCCGAGGCGUGGCCGGUUCAGCGAAUGGUCCCCCGACCCGGCUCCGAUAUUUUGAUGGAGAUUGACGACCUGCCGAUGGUGGUCGAACGCCGGGUGGGCCGAGGACGGGUCGUGGCCACCGCCUUUUCAAUUGCCCAAAGAGACCUGAUGGUCUGGCCCGACUUCGAUGGGUUCUUCAAUGCCACGAUUCUUCGUCGACAGCCCCGUUCAUUCUAUCACGACGACUUUGGCACAUUGUCGGUGAAUUGGGGCAAACGGUAUCGACCGCCUAACGACUUCGUGGAUUCCGAAGCAGGUUACAUGCACGUGUUCGAUCCCCGCGAAAAUUCGCGGGUUCGGCUGUUUACACGUGAUGCUCAAACCUACGAUUCACGCGGUGCACCUUUCCGCGAGACGCUCACGUAUGACCCAGCGGACCAAACUCGGUUCGGGAAUUCUCAGCUCAGUCAGUCAGAAGGCUUUCCGGGGGUUGCUGGCUGGCAGGAAUCGAAUUGGGUGGCACGGUUGGUGCUCGAUUCACUCAUUGCCGCGGCGGGGAUCGAAGUUCCGCGGGCAUCCUUCGUGAUGUGGAUGCUCUCGGCCUAUUUGAUCGUGUUGGUUCCCUUGAACUGGGCCGUGUUCAAAGCGUUGGGUCGCGUUGAGUGGGCCUGGGUUGCGGCUCCCGUGAUUACGCUCAUCUUCGCCCUGGUGGUGGUGAAGCUGGCUCAACUCAAUAUCGGCUUUGCACGCGCGCAGACGGAAAUCGGCAUCAUCGAGAUUCAAGCGGGCUACGAUCGGGCCCACAUCAGCCGUUACACCGCUUUUUACACUUCACUGGGUACGAACUAUCAGUUCGAGUUCGACGAUGCAGGGUCUGUGGCGAGACCCUUGGCCGCUGGCGAGCGAAUGUUCCAAGGUCAGCGCGUGAGAAAUCUCGAGUUCACCCGUGGAAACACCGCGGAACUCACCGGGUUCUCGGUUUCUUCAAACUCGCUGGGCAUCAUCGAAACCGAAAGCAUGAUCGACCUGGCCGGAGGGAUCCAACUCCGCGAUGUUGGCCUUGCCUGGCAAAUCGAAAACAAAACGGGGCUCGACUUACGAAAUGUCGGUGUGAUUGCCGGUGGGCGUUUUGGCUGGAUUUCGGAACUGCCCGGCGACGGCACCGCCACACUCGCAGCACAGACGUUCAAAACUUCGAAGGCGUUAGAAAUCGCUCUCAGGGCAAAAAGAGGGGAAGAAGCUAACAAUCCUGAGGAACUGGAUGUGCUGGCGAUCAUGAACCUGGCCGAGACCGACGCCGUCCGCUCGGGUGAAACACGCUUGGUGGCCAUUCAUGAGGGGCCGAUCGCUGGUGUGAAUGUCACGCCGGAGAGUGAUCAAAUCCGUUCGACGAUGGUGGUCGUGGCCAAUUUAAACUACAAACCGCUGAACGAGCCCCAGAAAGACAAUGUCAGUCGCCAACAGGCGGAACUUGAGUGGAAGGAAGACGAGUUCUCUCUCCGGCCCUAA
Messenger RNA from Cladocopium goreaui, 2976 nucleotides. Lineage: Eukaryota; Dinophyceae; Suessiales; Symbiodiniaceae. The record is from the annotation of a GenBank genome assembly.